This is a messenger RNA of Daphnia magna, 641 nucleotides long. RefSeq names its product endocuticle structural glycoprotein SgAbd-3. The record is from RefSeq and is a predicted model, not a curated record. The transcript is spliced from 3 exons. Gene Ontology annotation, molecular function: structural constituent of chitin-based larval cuticle. NCBI's taxonomy places the organism in Eukaryota, Metazoa, Arthropoda, Branchiopoda, Diplostraca, Daphniidae. Gene Ontology annotation, cellular component: chitin-based extracellular matrix. The coding region runs from base 134 to 514 and encodes 126 amino acids.
AGUGGAGGUCUCGCAACCCCUUUCACACGUGUGGCUUUGUAAAAUAUAAAAGAUGGUUCGAGUUGGAAUCAUCUUCACUCUCUUCUCUUCACUGUCUCCAGUUAAGCAGCAGAACGUUCCAAUACCUUAAAAAAUGAAAUUCAUCAUUGCUCUUGCUUUCUUGGCCGUGGCACUUGCUGCACCUCAAGGAGAUAAGAAGCCCAUCGAAAUUGUGUCAUCCAACAGCGAAAUGAACGCCGAUGGCAGUUACUCCUUCAAUUUUGAGAGCGCCGAUGGCACCAAGGUCUCCGAAAGCGGCAGCCAGAAACAAGUUGGACCUAAACCAGAGGAUAUCGGUACCGUCUCCAAGGGAUCCUACUCCUACACCUCCCCCGAUGGCGUUGUUAUCACUGUCAACUGGACCGCUGAUGAGAACGGAUUCCAAGCCACCGGUGACCAUUUGCCAACUCCUCCCCCCAUGCCCGAACACGUCGUAAAGAUGCUCGCUGACUUGAAGGCUGCUGGUGUUCUGUAAGCAUUCCAAUUUCAGCAUUCAAUUGUACGUAUGUUCAUACUGCCCACGAUUUCUUACACUUCCCUGAUAAAUACAGCAUAAAUUUGUCGUGCUUGUAUCAUACAACAAUAUACUCUUAUGAAAGUAA